Molecule: messenger RNA, 3117 nt
Organism: Haplochromis burtoni (Burton's mouthbrooder)
Lineage: Eukaryota; Metazoa; Chordata; Actinopteri; Cichliformes; Cichlidae
Gene: chtopa
Product: chromatin target of PRMT1a
Exons: 13
Coding region: 165-890 (241 amino acids)
Source: RefSeq, a predicted model, not a curated record
AAGCCGCGCGUGCGUGGGGAGCUAGUAUAUGGUCAGUUGUAUUUAAACAGGAUACACGGACACCUAUACGAAGCCGCCGUGCUGCUAAAGCUAACCUUAGCUAGCUUUGAGGCAUUUCUCUACCAACGCAGAAUCCGCUGACUCUACAAUCAAAGUCUUUCAAAAUGAGUGCGGCUGCCUCCCAAAAAGUUGUCCUGAAAAGCACCACCAAAGUGUCCCUAAAUGAGCGCUUCACUAACAUGCUGAAGAACAAGCAACCCACUGCGGUAAGCAUUCGAGCCACCAUGCAACAGCAGCAUUUGGCUAGCGCCCGCAAUCGUCGGCUGGCCCAGCAGAUGGAGAACCGGCCUUCGGUGCAAGCCGCUCUGAAUCACAAGCAGAGCCUAAAGCAGCGACUGGGGAAGAGCAACAUCCAAGCCCGGCUGGGUCGGCCUGUUGGGGCUCUGAUGCGUGGAGGACCUCCAGGAGGCAGAGGAGGAAUGCGCGGGAUGAACAGAGGAGGUCUUCGGGGACGAGGCAGAGGAGGCGUAAUGAGGGGAGCUCUGUCCCUGAGAGGGAAGCGAGUUUCUACAGGUGGGCCCAUGCGAGGCCGUGGUUCUGCCGGUCGUAUGGCGAUGCGUAGAGGAGGCCGCCAGCGUGGUGCAGGUGUUGGAAGAGGAGGAGCUCUGUCCCGAGGAGCAGCUCGAGGAAUGCCCAGAGGUCGCGGGGGGCUGCGUGGACGUGGCGGUUUUGCUGGGCGACGUGGACGUGGCCGAGGUGUCGGUAGACCGGCUGUUACUCGCGAGCAGCUGGACAACCAGCUGGAUGCCUACAUGUCAAAGACUAAGGGACAUUUGGACGCAGAACUGGAUGCCUACAUGGCCCAGGCAGACCCUGACUCUAUGGAGUAAAGGACUGUGGACUGAGCACACAGAGGCGCUGAAGUUGGACGAACAGUGUAGUGUUGAUGUGCUGAGAAAUGAUUGUUAAUUUAGCUGAAAGUGAUGACACUUUAGGUGGCACCCAGUAGCGGUCUAAACAAUAUUGUGUGGGUCACUGCUCGGUUGUGCAUCGACCCGCUCGUUCAGAGCCCUUUUAAUCCUGGAGGGACUUCUUAUGCAUUAACAAACCCUGCUGUUUCUAGACUUCUGUGUCCAAGACGGGUUUUUUCCGUUGUCAUUUUUUUUAUUUAUUUUUUUUUCUCCAAAGGGACAAACUGUCAAAAUUUUACAUUUGUUGAAAGCAGUUUUUAAAUGUGCUUUUCUUUUAAACAUUUGCCUGCUCGAAUCGUGGGAAUUCAGAAGUUUUAAGCAUCACUUUGUUUGCCGUUUGAUGACAGUGAAAUGUUCUAGGUGAAAUUUGAAUUAAAGUGGAAACUAUUUCCUUAAUUGUGUCAAAUGUCUGAGUUUUAAAUGUGCAUUCACAUCCAAGAGCUGGCUGUCUUUGAAUGGUGUUUUUGUAGGAGGGGGGGUUGAUGCUUUCACUUCUGCUGUUUUCACAAAGUAACUUUGAGGAUGCCAUGUUCAUUUUGGGCCGAAGAUGGCUUUGUUGCACCAACAGAAUAGUUCUCAUGAGUCUGUGGGGUAUCUAAUGAAGUCAGAGGACUUAGUGCCACAAAAAAUAAACAACUUUUGGAAAAACCUUGUUUGUUUUUUUGUUUUUUAAUGAAACUGAAUUAUUCCCAAGUCUUUCACUUUGCCCUCUUUGAGGUUUUUUUUGUAAAAAGAAAACUACAGUGAGUUUCUGGAGUUUGGAGGCUCAGCAUUUCUCUCAGCUUGUACUUGGGUGCAGUCUUUGAUCUGAAUAGUUUGUUGUGACUUGAUUGGAUUUUAGAAUCUUAUUUCUUCAUUGUUCAGCUGUGUUUGGUUAAUUUUCUGCGAUGAAUUUUAAUGUAGUUCCUGUUUUGUUUAGAAAUCGUUCGUGUGUCAACACAAAAUGUUAGCAGUUUAAGUAUGCUUGUAGGUAACAUUCACAAAGGUAGCAUGGUUUGGCACUUAAUUUUACCGGUCAGAGUAUUUUUCUAGCUAAUAUUCAUAAAAGUAGGACAAUUUGCUACUGAAUUUCGUGUUGUGCGCAUGCGCAGAAACAACGGGUAGGAUGGAUUACCAGAACACCGGAUCAAUCCAAAGAUUGAUAAUGCUGAUACCACAUUGGUAUCAGAUGGUUGCAUAAUGCGAUCAGUAUUUAAAUUUGCAUUUAGUACUGUUGCUGCUUCAUCCGAAAGUGGACGUCUCUGUGCUAAAAGCACUUGUCACGUGUCUUGCAUAUUUUGUUGCCAAGCCCUCAAAUGAAUGAGGCUGAGCAGACGCGUCACGCAUGUAGAACGCAGUGAGUGAUGGCAGACACAAAGGAGCAUCCCGUGGAGACACAAACACUAGAAACUUUGCAGGAAGGCUAUUUGCUAUUGUGACACCAAUUUAUACAAACAAGAACACUCGCGAUAAACACAGCUGCUUUGUACAUUAAUAGUAUGGGCUCUUGCUAUCAGCGACGCUGGAACUGUAUUUGCUUAGCAUCGGAUCUGCAGCGUCGCGUGAGUAGGUGUCGAAAACCGGUUUCGAGUGACGUAACACUUGCUAUAAAGGGCUUUGCGCCGGGUCUCGAGUUCCUUUCUCUGCGGUCCGUCAUGCGAGGACGAGAGGAUGUGAUGGGGAGCAGUGGCUCUACAGUUCUUGCUGCUGCGAUGGUGCAUGUGGUGUCGCAGACGACGCUUCAGUCCAACUCGGUUUUCCUCCUGACCUGACUUUCUGCACUGAGGCAGCAGUGAACGGUUUCUGCUGCCACAACUGAUCAUGUCCUGAUCCAAGGUUUCAACUGCAGUAAUGAAGCAGGUUGUGCCAAAAUGUUGCUGCCACACCUCAUUCCCCUGUAAGUGUCAACAUGUUUCCCACGAGGUGCAAGUGACAAACCCUCUAUGGUUAGGAGGAAGCAGCAGACUGUCCAACUGAAGACGCUGAAAUAAAUCAAGUUCAAAAUCUGAAGGCUGUCCUGCCUGCAUGGAAAGGAUUGCAGCUGAUCGCUCAGCGGAUCAGUGAUUCCUGAGAGGAGACGGUUCUCCAGGCUGACGCUGGCUUUGGAGGAAACGUGUUGUAACCUUUGCAAAUGAGGAUUUAAUAAAGGAUGUCUUGUUACAGCAAA